Alosa sapidissima (American shad) is the source of this 1481-nucleotide messenger RNA. It is a transcript of the gene igfbp2a, whose product is annotated as insulin-like growth factor binding protein 2a. The coding region runs from base 1 to 831 and encodes 276 amino acids. The transcript is spliced from 4 exons. Gene Ontology annotation, cellular component: extracellular region. NCBI's taxonomy places the organism in Eukaryota, Metazoa, Chordata, Actinopteri, Clupeiformes, Clupeidae. The record is from RefSeq and is a predicted model, not a curated record. Gene Ontology annotation, biological process: regulation of insulin-like growth factor receptor signaling pathway. Gene Ontology annotation, molecular function: insulin-like growth factor I binding; insulin-like growth factor II binding.
AUGUUAUCGUACGUGGUUUGCAGCCUGGUUCUGGCGCUCGUGGCACUCCCAGGAGCGGCACUUGGUGAGAUGGUCUUCCGCUGCCCAAGCUGCACCGCCGAGCGUCAGGCGGCAUGUCCGGAGCUCACGGAGACUUGCGUAGAGAUUGUGCGGGAGCCUGGAUGCGGUUGCUGUCCGGUGUGCGCCCGCCAGGAAGACGAGUUUUGCGGCGUGUACACCCCGAGAUGUGCUAGCGGCUUCCGCUGUUACCCUCAGCCAGAUUCUGAAUUGCCUCUGGAGCAGCUCGUGAAAGGGCACGGACGUUGUGGACGCAAAGUGGACACGGAGCCUACGGUGGAACAUCGAGAACAAAGCGAGGUGCUGGACCCCUUCGACUUGGGGCUGACGGAGGUUCCCCCGGUCAGCAAGGCCACCAAAGACAACUCGUGGGUGGGCCCCAAAGAGGAGGCCAUCAGGAUCUACCGGAUCAACCAGAAGACCAAGAUGAAGUACAACAAAGUGGAGGAGCACAAGGCGCCACGCUCUAAACUGACCCAGUGUCAAACGAAACUGGACCAGGUCCUGGAACGCAUCUCAAAGAUGCCCUUCAGGGACAACCGGGGUCCUCUGGAGGACCUCUAUGCCCUGCACAUUCCCAACUGUGACAAAGUGGGACAGUACAACCACAAACAGUGCAAGAUGUCUGUGAAUGGACAGAGAGGCGAGUGCUGGUGUGUUAACCCUCACACUGGACUUGCAAUCCCAGAAUCCCCAGUGGUCAGAGGCGACCCCAACUGCAGCCAGUACCUAGGAGGACAAGAGAUUAACCCCCCGACUGCACCCUUGAAUUAACCCCCGAUUGCGCAUUCUGUGCCCUGUACCCCCCCAUCCCUCUCCCUCCCCUUACAGCCAACUGGAGGGCACAGCCAGGCCCAGUAGAGGCAGUGUGUCAACAUGGACGGAGGGCUGCAACUAGCGAUUAUUGUCCCGGUCGAUUCAUCUGUUGUUUAUUUUCUCAAUUAUGGUGCAAAAAAAAAAAAAAAGAAAAGUCAAUCAGUGUUUCGCAAAGCUCAAGAUAAUGUCCUCAAACGCCUUGUUUUGUCCACACGCCAAAGAUAUUCAGUUUACUGUCAUAGAGCGCGAGUACACCAGAAAAUAAUUUGAAGUUUACGAGGAUGGAAUCAGAGAAUUUUGAUUUUUUUCCACCCAAAAAUUACUCAAACUGAUUUAAAGGAUUACCAAAAUAGUUGGCGAAAACUUUAAAGGGACACCAGGCAAGCCUGAUGCUUUUUCUCUACGAAACUCCCCCUCGCUCGGUCUGAAGCUCUUUUCCUUUCCUUUGCGUCUUCAGUCAAAGGUUUUCGCUGCACUUCUUCGCCGGCUCGGCCAUUAUACACACGUUUGCAACAAUCUCUAGCGUUUCGUUAGCCUGCCUCUGUGCUGUAAACUGAUCCUGCUUCGGUCGGCGGGUAGGAUACACCGAACUUGCAAGUGGGAUAUUC